Molecule: messenger RNA, 784 nt
Organism: Cannabis sativa
Lineage: Eukaryota; Viridiplantae; Streptophyta; Magnoliopsida; Rosales; Cannabaceae
Exons: 4
Coding region: 1-666 (221 amino acids)
Cellular component (GO): catalytic step 2 spliceosome
Source: RefSeq, a predicted model, not a curated record
AUGUGGAUCCAGAGAGAUCUGACUCUGCGGGCACGUGUUUCUGCCAAGACAGAAGAGAAGAAGUUGGAAUCGCUGUAUCUUCGGUGGAGUGAGCACCAUAAAAAACUUUGCAAUUUCAUAAGGACUAAGACUGAGCCUCCAAUUUAUUAUUUGCCAAAGAAGCCACUGGAGGCUGAUGCAAAUGAAGCUGAGCAGCGGAAAGAACAGGCAUUUGAAGAAUGGAAGGCUUCUAGGAGAGAGGAACUGACCCAAUACCAGAAAGAGAUUGGGGAGCAAUAUCUUGCCAAUGUUGAGAAAGAGUUGGAGAGGUGGCAAAAUGCAAGGAAUAGGAAAGCAAAUAAUGAUGUGCUGAACUUGCAGGAAACAAUGGACAAAGAAUUGGACACCCAUAGACUUGAGCAUGGUCCCAAGAAAAGAACGAUUCCGAGCGAAAGCAACAACGAAGAGGAAGAUGACGUGGAGGACAUGAAUGGGGAGGAUGACAUGAUGGAUGAUGUGCUAGAUGUGGACGACAACACUCGAAGGGGUGAAGAAACAACUAGGACGAGAUCUUUGCCGAUAACGCCAGCCCAAAUGCAGAUAAAAUUGAGUAGUGACAGUUAUUACAAUCUUCUUAAUGGCCUCUUUCUUUUUUGUUCUUGUUUUAUUUUGGCUGAUUAUUUGUAGUUGGUGGCUCAUAUAUGUGUUUGUUGUAGGCAUUUUUUUCUACUUGGUUCUAAUGCUUUUUACACCUCGAGUUCUUGAUCUUUUAGGAUCAAAUGUAUUUUUCUUUUUAAGCCUUCAA